Plasmodium cynomolgi strain B is the source of this 1152-nucleotide messenger RNA. RefSeq lists its product as hypothetical. The transcript has a single exon. The annotation marks the transcript as partial. The record is from RefSeq and is a predicted model, not a curated record. NCBI's taxonomy places the organism in Eukaryota, Apicomplexa, Aconoidasida, Haemosporida, Plasmodiidae.
AUGAACAUAAUUAAGAAAGAGUUGACACAUUUCCCCUGUUUUUUAAGAAGAUGGUUACAUAACAACGGUAAGGUUACACGUCAAGUGUCGAGUCGGAGGGGCAUAGAACCAUGUUUGAGUGAAAUGAAGAGGAAGGGAUGCGACGUAAACGUGUUGAGCUUGGUGAUAAGUAACAACAACCUGUGCUACUGCUUGCUGAGGAAUAAAAUUAUUAAAAAAAUUGGACUGAUUAAUAUUAAGAAGGACUUCCAGCCCUAUGAGCAGGGCCCCUCCAGCACUCGAAAGGGAAAGAACAACCUCGACAAGGAGGAGUUAACAUACAGCUAUGACCGAGAGGACACCCCUCUGAGCUUUAACAUACGGGAAAUUCUAACCGUUUUGAAUAUGGUCAAGCUGCAUUCCGAUGGGGAUGGGCAGCACGGCGAGGGCUCCAACGAUAGGGGCAGCGAUAGGGCAAAUGAUGGAGCCGCCGAUAUGGCAAAUGAUACAGCCGCCGAUAGCGCAAACGACAGAGCCUACGGUAGCGCUGCUCAGUGGAGCCAGCCGGGUGACCCGCCAAAGGACGCGCACAGAGGAAGGGUCAAAGGAGGGGAAGAACAACAGUAUCAUCGGCAGAGCCAACCGCAGAGUCAGCGACAGAACCAACCAUCGCAACAGCAAGAAUGGAUCAUCGGGAUCGAGAAGGUAAAUGACAAGUACGAGAAGAACAAAACAAAGGAAAAAAUCCUCUCCGUCCUCGUGUACUUCCUAAACUCAAUUUUCAAGUGCCAAAUUAUUUUUUUCUGUCCUAAAGAAGCGAGAAAAUACUUCAGCACCAAAUGUAACUGUACCUUGGAGACACGCGAAGAGACGUAUAAAUACAUAAAAGACAAGGUAAGGAAUUUCCCAACUGUAAGUAAAAAUGGUAACAAGGUCAACUGCCUAUUCAGUGAUAGCUACGUCAUGGCGUUUUAUACGUACAGAUAUUACAUGCACCACCUGGUGAAGAACAACCGAACCGUUUUUAAUUAUCUCGAAAGUGAAGUGCGCAGGAAUAGGAGCUUUAACAAUAUUUUACAGAGCUUGAAGCACGUGGAAAAUGAGGAGUGCUCGCACGACUUGAGGGAGCUACUCAGGGACAGAAUUGGCCGCAUCGUGGACCGCGAGUCUUAC